Spodoptera litura is the source of this 1850-nucleotide messenger RNA. It is a transcript of the gene Bap60, whose product is annotated as Brahma-associated protein 60. The record is from RefSeq and is a predicted model, not a curated record. NCBI's taxonomy places the organism in Eukaryota, Metazoa, Arthropoda, Insecta, Lepidoptera, Noctuidae.
UUGAAAAAAAUUGUCAAUCUGUCAUGUCAAGAUCUAUGAGUUGAAUCAUUGAAUGAAUUAAAAUAGAAAAUGUUCUUUGGAAAUUUGUUAUAAUAAUCUUGAUAUGUGCAUUUAAUAAAAAGUUAUUUUAGUGUCAAGUGUACUUCAUGAAUGUAUCUAAUAAUUAAAGUAUAAACGAGUGGCAUACAUGGCUCAACGCUUUCCUGCAAGCGGGCCAAGCGCCGCGCCUCCUCCAGGCCCAAUGCAACCUCAGCAGCGGUACCCUGGUCCUGCACAACCUCCUGGAUCACCAAUGCCACCAAGACCUUACCCAGGACCCAAUUUCCCUGCUCGCAGCGGGUUCACACCGCCGCCCGGGGGCGCGGGGGGCGCGCCGCCAGCUGGGGGGCGCGCGGCCGGGGGCGCGGCCUACGGGGGCGGCCCGGCGCCCGCGCCUCUGCGACCGGCCCCAGCGCCUGCUCCUCCGGCGCCCGCCAAGCGGCCGGGCGACGCGCGCGGCCCGGCGCCGCACAAGCCGGGGCUAUAUGGGGCGGAGGGCUACGCGGCGGGCGCGGGCGGGGCGCAGGCUCCGAAGCGCAAGAAGCGGUUGGCCGACAAGAUCCUGCCGCAGAAGGUGCGCGAUCUAGUGCCAGAGUCGCAGGCCUACAUGGACCUCCUCGCCUUCGAACGUAAACUGGAUGCCACAAUUAUGCGGAAACGACUUGACAUCCAAGAAGCCCUCAAACGUCCCAUGAAACAAAAACGAAAACUCCGGAUAUUCAUAUCCAACACAUUCUACCCAGGUCAGGGUGACACCGCUGUACCAUCUUGGGAGCUUCGUGUCGAGGGCCGUCUGCUGGACGAUACUAAAAACGAUCCUAACAAAAUGUUGCAGGUGAAGCGCAAGUUCUCAUCGUUCUUCAAGUCGCUGGUGAUCGAGCUGGACAAGGAACUGUACGGGCCCGACAACCACCUCGUGGAGUGGCACCGCACGCUGACGACGCAGGAGACGGACGGCUUCCAGGUGAAGCGGCCCGGCUACAAGAACGUGCGCUGCACCAUCCUGCUCCUGCUGGACUACCAGCCGCUGCAGUUCAAGCUGGACCAGCGCCUGGCGCGCCUGCUGGGCGUCCACACGCAGACCCGGCCCGUCAUCGUCAACGCGCUGUGGCAGUACGUCAAGACGCAUCGUCUGCAGGACGUGCACGAGCGCGAGUACGUCGCCUGCGACAAGUACCUCGAGCAGAUCUUCGGCGCCUCGCGCAUGAAGCUGGCCGAGGUCCCGGGCCGCCUGGGCGCGCUACUGCACCCGCCCGACCCCAUCGUCAUCAACCACGUCAUCGCCGUCGAGCCGCCGCACGACACCAAGCAGACUGCGUGCUACGACAUCGACGUCGAGGUGGAUGACACUCUGAAGACUCAGAUGAACAACUUCUUGUUGAGCACUGCCAAUCAACAAGAGAUCCAGGGCCUGGACUCCAAGAUCCAUGAGACUGUGGACACUAUCAAUCAGUUGAAGACAAAUCGCGAAUUCUUCUUGAGCUUCAGUAUGGAUCCGCAGCAGUUCAUCCAGAAGUGGCUAGUUUCGCAGUCGCGUGACCUCAAGAGUAUGGGAAGCGCGGGCGCCGGCGCGGCCGAGGAGGAGCGGCUGGGCGCGUACUACCGCCAGGCCUGGGCGCGCGAGGCCGUGGCGCGCUACCUCACGGCGCGCCUGGCGCAGCGCCGCCGCGACCUCGACCUGGCGCUGCACUCGCAGCACCCGCCGCACGCGCAGCACGCGCCGCACGCGCCGCACGCGCACACGCCGCACCUGGCCCGCCUCUAACCGCGCCACUGUACACUCUCCCUUGUAAUAAACUUUUAUUCCGGCA